Messenger RNA from Zophobas morio, 2191 nucleotides. It is a transcript of the gene Tctn, whose product is annotated as tectonic. The coding region runs from base 5 to 2191 and encodes 728 amino acids. Gene Ontology annotation, biological process: cilium assembly. Gene Ontology annotation, cellular component: ciliary transition zone. NCBI's taxonomy places the organism in Eukaryota, Metazoa, Arthropoda, Insecta, Coleoptera, Tenebrionidae. The transcript has 5 exons. The record is from RefSeq and is a predicted model, not a curated record.
UAGAAUGGGCUUCGAGAUGCUUUUUAAAUUGGUGCUGUUUAGCUUGUAUAUAAAAUAUUCAUAUUUAGAACAAAACUUAACUAAGACAAAAACAAAUAUCAGUUUAUUGAAUGUAUCGGUAGCCGAAAACACAACUAUGCCGACUAUAUUAUCAACACAGAGCCUGCUCACUACUACCUGUGAUGUAAAUAAUUCUUGUGUUAUUAAUUCAACAUUGACUGCAAAUGUAACCACCACGGAUUUACCUAAAACAACUGAACAAACCAUUUCCAAUUCUACAACUGGAAUUACGGAAAGCCCCAUGAAGACCUUUAAAUUUAUGACACAUGUGCCUACUCGCUCUAAAAAGAAUAUAUGUAUUUGUGAUUUAAAAAUUCAGUAUUGCGACAUAAACUGCUGUUGUGACAAAGACUGUUCUUCGGAAGAUCGAAUGGUAUUUAGUCAUUGCGAAGAAGACUUUCACGAAUACGAUACACGAUUCUGCCAUUACACAAAACAUAUUUACGUUAAUCACACACCCCAUGAACUCCAAGUCAGCCAAAAUGGAUUAUUUUGUGUUGUGGCUAAUAAUGCACCACCAAGUUAUUUGGUGCAACGAACAAAUCCUUUAGAGUCAUUUCAAGAAGCUGAAUUUGAGAAAGCAGGUAAAUACUCUUGGCCUGAUUAUGUGUCAAAAAACAUUCCAGAAAUAGCAGAAAUAAAUUAUGUUAAUUAUACUUAUGGGAAACCAUUGUGGAUUAUUCGAAACCAUCAUCUGGAACAUUUACAGUUUUCCAAAAGCUUCGUUGUUGCAAAGUGUGUGGUAACAGAAUAUGUAAAAUAUUUAAUUGAUGUUAGGAGUACCUGUACCCACACCGAUGUAUCUAAAGAUAAUUAUCUGCUUCGUGCUAAUACGUAUUUUGAAAAUAUAUCGAUAAUUUCCAGCCCUGGAUCAUUGAACUUAUCACUAUAUAAAAAGAAUAAUUUUUUAGAGAAUUGUCCCAGAAAUGUCUGCCUUACUAUAGUUCCGGAAAUUUGUGGCAAACAUUUCGAACACUGUAUUGAAAUUAAACAAAAUUUUACAAAUAACCUUAAGACAAAUUGUUAUCUAAGCAUUGCAAACAAUGAACUGUCUUGUAUUAAUUUAGUUCGACAUAUCAAAUAUGAGUUUUAUCAUAAUGGCACUGAAGGAAUGAUAAAGGCAAAACUUUUUUUAAACUUGGUGAAUGUUACUUAUUCUCUAAAUAUGAAUAUUGAUUUUUCCCAAACUUUCGAAGUUGGCUUCAGGUGGUGGAAUCACUCUUUGAAUCAUUCUUCAUAUCUUAGUGGCAACCCUGGAUAUCUAGUGGGUAAACCAGUUUUAAUUGCAAGUAUUAUUUCUGUAAAUAUUACUAACAAUAAUACAGUUAUUACAAAUUCAUCGGUAACUAAUAACACAGUCUAUACAUUUGAAAAGAAAUUAUUUCGCAAUCCAGUUGAUUUUACCAGUAAUUUUAUGGUUUUGCCUUCCGUUAAUGAAGAUGGUAUAUGCGUGUUGAACAAACACGAAUACACACCUGUUGAAUUUGGUUUCAAUUAUUAUUUCAAAUGCACAAUUAAAGAAAUGAUACAGCAGAAAAAUAUGUCCGCGAGAGCUCUAUGCAUGGAAGUGCAGACGCUAAUUUUCAAAUACUGGUCGCUAAAUAAUUUAACAAACAGUACUUUGGAUAAUAAAUUAAUUGGUCAGUGGGGUAACGCAAACACCUAUAAUGUUGAAGAAUGGGUGAAAACAAUGUAUGAAGUUGAUCUUAAAGAUAUUCUAAACAAGACAUGGGGAAAAUUUGAAAAUGACAAGAAAACACUUACUUGUGGCAAUAUAACAACUUUACUGGUAAUCGAAAUAUAUCAUGCUCGAGUUGACUUUGAAGAUGUUCUUAAUCAGGAGAAAAUUUUAGCUACAACACUUCGCUUUAAAAGCUACAAAAACAUAACUUUCCCUGUUUUUGUAAACAAAUUGAAUUUUAUAUUUAGUGUUAAGAUGGCUACGCAAAUUGCAUUUUUUGACAUUACUACGAAGAAAAUUAGAAAAAUUGUUGAUCCACCUAGUUUAAAUAUUCGUUUACCUCACGAUUUCUUCUACCCAUUUGUUAAAUUAAAUAAUAAAGCGUCUAUAAAAAUAGCUUGUCAGUAUUUAGUUUUGGUUUAUAUUACAGUUCUGAACAUUGUAAAAUAA